AUGAGCACUUCCUUGCCUGAUAAUUCGGGGGAACAUUUGGCUAGCUUGGAUGUGAAAAAAAAAAAGAAAAAAAAAACACGAGAUGUAAAGGAUGAUGGGGGUGUUAAACAGUGCCCGGUGGGUAAAUCCCCUGUGAAGGAUAGGACAAAAAAGCGGGAAAGAAAAAGAGAUAAAAAAGAAAAAAAAGAAAUUUUCCAAACUACCCCAAAUAGCCAAAAUGUCGAAAACGGUGAAAGUAGCCCCAGUGGCCCACACAACAUUCGAGUCAAUGAAGACGCAGAGGACUGCUAUCGGAAGGAACAGAACGAACAACUCGUUGAAGGCGAAGAGGCAGAUGACCUAACGACACGAAUAGGGGUCCCCACUGAGGAUCCCCACACAAAUCAAAAUUUUGAAAAAAAAAAGAAAAAAAAGAAGAAAAAGAAAAAGAGAAAGAAGGGGGAAGGUGACGAACAAGAUGACCAUAACAAUGGCGAAGCUGAAGAAGAAAGACCAAUGUCAAAAGCGAAGGAGGAAACAGAAAAAAAAGUGGAGGCACAACACGAAGUAGACAUAAACCAUGUGAACAGUCAAAUAAAAGAUGAAAAAGAUGUCCCAUCAAAUGGGGAGAAUAACAUUGAAGGUGAAGCUCCAGGGACAGGAGGCUACAUUAUAAGUGGGAGAGACCUUGCAAAAGGUACCACAAGUGUAAUCCGAAAAGGGAAUACAGAGAGUGCAGAAAUCAAAUCCACCAUGAAGGAAAAGAAAGGGGGAAGAGAAAACUGUACACUCCAUAAUAGGAAUGCCAGUUGUGGCAGUGAUGCACAUGAACAAGCGCAGGUAAAAUGCAACCAGGGGGAUACACAACUGGACGAAACAGAGAAUCAGGUAGGUCAAAAAGAGGAGAAGGAAUCACAAAGUGAAGGAAAAGAAUUUCACACACAAGAAAAAGAAAAUAGGGACAUUUCGGAAGGCCAGUUGAAUGGCGCGGGACAAUGUGCAGAGGGAGCACUCCUCGAAGUGGAAACCAUGCAUAGCUUAAGGGAUAGCGAGAAAAAAGAAGAAGAGCGGAAAAAGAAAAAUAAGAAAAAAAAAGACGAUCCCACGAAGGGGGAGUCCAAAAAGAACAAAAGGAGGAAAGAUAAAGAAAAAAGAAAAGAGGCCUGGACCGAGGACAAAACGACCGAGGCGAUUAACGAAUCCGAACAUGCGAAAGAAGAAUCCACUGAAAAAAACGAAGAACUGCUUAUUUCACCAACGGGCGAAGUUCAAGAAAGCGUGGAAUACACAACUGAUUCAAUCGCAAGGACUAAUAGCAAGAAGGAGAUCGACUCGAACGGAGGGGCAACGCCGAGAGGAGGAUCCUUGCACAAAAUGUGCCUUUCGAAUGGUGUGAAGCAUCUAGAAACCUACGAAAGCAAAGUAUGUGUGGCGAACUCCUUUCACGACAUAUCGAGCCCCGCGUCUGAGAAUGAGGAGACCCAACAGGGAAGCUACACGGCAGAAUCCGCCAGCUACGGGGAAAAUAGGAAAAGCUUUGACUUACUGUCCUACAUCGAAAAUGGAAUAAAAAAUUAUGUAAAUAUGCUAAAGGAAGAAAACGUAGAGAUAUACGAAAGAAAAUGUGUUAAGGAGAUGAUAGCCUUUCACAAAUUAAAGUUAAAAUACUUAAAAAAAAAAAAAAAAAAAAUUAAGCAAAAUAUACAUGUGGAAAGCUUCACGUCAAAUUGUGGAUCGCACACAUCGCAAAGCACUUCUGAGGAAGACAAGGAAGAAAUAAUUAGAAAUUUUGGCCGCUUCGAUUCUUUCACUUUGGGUCAUGCAGAAGAAGGCAGUUCCAGUAGCGCUACUACACAUAAUAAAAGCAGGAAUAUAAAAAGCCGAAAUGAAAAUGCCCAUUUGGGAAAGAAAUCGAGUAAAAGUAAGAACCAGUGUUCUAAGCAGACACCCUGGUGUAGCGAAAAUGACCGACUUGGCAGCACCACAGCGGUGCAAGUGAAGAAGACGAAGAGGCGAGGUGCGAAUAAAAGUUCCGACGAAUUGAGCCCCGGAAAAAUGGACACGAGUUCUUUGAAGGACAUGGAAGUGGAAAGUCAGUUGGAGGAAUUUGGCUGUGCGGAAAGUGCGAGGCGAGGAUGGGUUCCCCCAAGCAACGGGGCGGAGGUGAAAAGGGAGUGCAACGCGGCGGUGUUGCAGAAUAAAAGCCUAGCCACUCCGAACGAAGACCUCAAUAUGGGAGAAAGCCCAAGCAGCAAAAACGUUUUCGAAUCGUUGUUCCACUUUUACGCAAAGGAUAAAGCAAACGUCGAACCGGAAGGAAAAACAAGACGGGCGGGUUGUUAUGCGAAAGGUAUGGACCUUGAGCUGUUCUUAAAUUUCUCCAAACAUUAUAAAAUUAUAAAAAGUUUAUUAACAAAAAGUGAGUUGGAAAAAAUCUUCCUAAAUGAAAGCAAAGGAAAUGCAUACAUCCAAGGAAGACAGUUCCAGAAGGUGCUCAUGUUAUGUGCACAAAUAGCAUUUACCAAACCACCACAUAGGGUCAAUUUCACAGACACGAAAAAAAUAUUCCAGUGUUUAAUCACAUGGCUUUGUAACAACGCACCUGAGCAACAAAAAAAAAUUAUUUUAAAAAGUUGCCAGCUAGCCGAUGUUUCCAUGUUAACGGAAAAUGGAAAAUCGACCGAACCGCAGAAGGCUGAAGUGAAGGGUUCAACGUUGCGAAACAAACAAUACUCCAUUUCUGUGAAGGACAAAAGUAAGAAGCCACCCAUAAAUAACAUUGUACUAACCAGUUCGCAAAAUUUUGAAACGCCUUCGAAGAAGUUGGAGAAAGCGAAAAUUUUCCGCUACAACACGAGUGUCAAUUUGCGCAAGUAG
Molecule: messenger RNA, 2856 nt
Organism: Plasmodium coatneyi
Lineage: Eukaryota; Apicomplexa; Aconoidasida; Haemosporida; Plasmodiidae
Exons: 2
Coding region: 1-2856 (951 amino acids)
Source: RefSeq, a predicted model, not a curated record